GCACGGAGGAGGUCGCAAGUCAUGUGACGACGGCUUUCAAGGGAGACUGUCUUUGAAGCUGUCCCUGAACUUACAGCUGAGAGAACACCGCAGCCCAGAAAGCCGGGAGUGGACAUUGAUCCUGCGGGACAAAGGGGUUCGUCAUGGCGGAUGACCUAAAACGAUUCCUGUAUAAAAAAUUACCAAGCAUAAUUGAAUAACCUUCGAGGUGUAAUGUAGCAGAAUAUGUGUGUUGAAGGGCUCCAUGCUAUCGUUGUGUCAGACAGAGACGGAGUCCCCGUUAUUAAAGUGGCCAAUGAUAAUGCCCCAGAGCAUGCUUUGAGACCUGGUUUCUUAUCUACUUUUGCCCUUGCAACAGACCAAGGGAGCAAACUUGGACUUUCAAAAAAUAAAAGUAUCAUCUGUUACUAUAACACCUACCAGGUGGUUCAAUUCAAUCGUUUACCUUUGGUGGUGAGUUUCAUAGCCAGCAGCAAUGCCAAUACAGGACUCAUUGUCAGCCUAGAAAAGGAACUUGCUCCGUUAUUUGAAGAAUUGAGACAAGUUGUUGAAGUUUCUUAAUCUGGCAGUGGUUUUGAUGUACACUUUAUUUUCAUUAUGACCGACAAAAUAUCAAUCCAGCAAUCUUUAGACCACAACAGUCCUUGUAUCCGUGUACUCAAGAAAGGGUCCCUUUUCCCACCUGACACUAAAGAAAGAGCCCAUAGAAACAAUUUAUGGACAGACUGAUUGUUAUCUUUUCUUGUGUAGGGUCUUUUCUUGAUGUAGUGAGAUCUGGGGUUACCACAGAGAUGGUUCAGUACAUCACAGCUCCCAUGGAGUUAAUCCAGUCACAAAUAUGCAUGAGAUUCUAUUCAGUGGGUCAGAAUCAAAAUGGUACUUUGAUCCACUUGAGCCAUGAAGUGCUCCCUAUUAUAUAGUAUGCCCAGGCCUGCAGAAUGAGGCAGACCCUUUUUAUUGUGAAUAAUAAUGAGGACAUAUUUUUCUUUAUAUUGUUUUAUUUCUUUGCAUUGAGUGUGAGGAAGAUAAAAUGACUUAGUAAAAGUAAUAAAAUCAGUACAAUCACUAACUUUUCUAUGUAUAUAUUAUUUUACAGUAUAGAUGAAUAUUACUAAUUGAUUUGAUUCUUCUCAGAGGGUGCUGUGCUGCUCUUUAAUUAAAUUGAAAAUGAUAGCUAAUUUUUUUUUUUCUCCACUCUGCUUUCUAUAACCAGUCAGUGUUUUAUUGGUUGUGUGUUCUUUAUAAAAUUUAGCAGUGAUUCGUAAUUGAAUUCUGCUGCCAGUAUUGGUAUUUA
Molecule: messenger RNA, 1294 nt
Organism: Mustela erminea (ermine)
Lineage: Eukaryota; Metazoa; Chordata; Mammalia; Carnivora; Mustelidae
Gene: LAMTOR3
Product: late endosomal/lysosomal adaptor, MAPK and MTOR activator 3
Exons: 8
Coding region: 226-561 (111 amino acids)
Biological process (GO): cellular response to amino acid stimulus; positive regulation of TOR signaling
Cellular component (GO): Ragulator complex
Source: RefSeq, a predicted model, not a curated record